UUUAAAUUUUACCUAAAAAAACUAAAUAUUUAAAAGAUAUGGAGUGUGUAAGCGGGGAAAUACCAGCUGAAACAGUGGAUAAACCUACAGAGGUCAAGGAAAUCAAGGAAGAUGUAAAGGAAACUUCACCUGAAAAUGCCAAGGUGGAAACUGAAAAAGCCGGCGAGGAGUUCGCAUAUUUGGAGCGUAAUGAGUUUACCUCGGAAAUAUACAAGAUAGAAGUGAAAAACCUGGGCUAUUUCGGUAUUGGGGAGUUCAAGAAGCUGUUGAGAAUCACACUCAAAUUGGACGUGACCAAAAUCAAGUCGCCGACGCGCAAAGAGUUUGCCUUCGUUUGUUUUCGCACUCAGGAGGAUCAGCAGCGGGCCCUGGAGACCCUGCAUGGCUACAAAUGGAAGGGAAAGGUACUGAAGGCCCAGGCCGCCAAAGCCUCCGCCGAUCCGCUCCAGAAAAAACGAGCUGCCGAGGAUCAGGAGUCGGAGAGGAAGCCCAAAAAGCAGCGUACGGCUGUGGAAGCCACCUGUCCACUGUCGCACAUUCCCUAUGACCAGCAACUCCAGCAGAAAUCCGAGGAAAUGUCCGCACUUCUGGCCAAAUACACCCAGGAACUGAGGCGCCUUAAUCCGCGGGCCAAACCGCAUCUGGAUAAAUUCAAAUUCGAAGGCGUACUGCCCUCACCCACUGUAAAUGGCUAUAGAAACAAGAACGAGUUUACUGUGGGCAAGAAUGCCGCAGGAGAAGUGGUCGUAGGCUUCCGAUUGGGCUGCUAUGCCGAUGGAUCCGUGGAGGUGGCCGAAGUCCAGGAUUUGCCACACCUGCCAGAGCAGGCCAAAUGGGCAGCUCGCAGUUUCCAAGAACUCGUGAGGAAGUCCAAGUUUCUGCCCUUCAAUCCAGACGGAAAUGUGGGUCAUUUCCGGCAACUGAUGGUGCGCUGUUCCAGUGCCACAGGUGAACUCAUGCUGGUGCCCGGAAUUUACUCAUCAAAUUUAAGCCAAGAGGAGCAAAUCGAACUGAAACAGGAGCUCAAGUCAUUCUACGAAGAGGUUGAAGAGGAUGCAGCCUACAAAUGCACAUCUCUCUAUUACCAAGAUGUCAAACAUCGCGAGGCAGGACAGAUGAUCAAUCCGGUGGAGCACAUCUCGGGCAGCACACACAUCACCGACACCAUUCAGGGUCUCCAGUUUCGUAUUAGCCCCCUGGCCUUUUUCCAAAUCAACACGGGCGGAGCUAAUGUUUUGUAUCAGAAGGCCAUUGACUUGGUGGCUCCCACGAAGGACACCACCAUGCUGGAUAUCUGCUGUGGCACUGGAACCAUUACCCUCGCCUUCGCCAAGCAUUGUAAAAAGGUAAUGGGCGUGGAAAUCGUGCCCGAUGCCAUUAAGGAUGCUGAGUUCAAUGCGCAGGCCAAUGACAUCAAGAACUGCAAGUUCUUCACCGGAAAUGCAGAUGAUUUCAUCAAGAGCAUGGUGCGCGAAGCACUUUACGAACAGGAACCGGGAAAACCCAUGGAUCUUAUUGCAGUCGUGGACCCACCUAGAGCUGGAUUGCAUCACCGCUCGAUAGCCGCAAUUCGUUCGGCUGAUGCCAUCAAUCGUCUGGUGUACGUCUCCUGCAAUCCGCACAGUGCCAAGCGGAACUUCAUUGAGCUGGCCCGGCCGGAGUCUAAGCAAUAUAAGGGGGAACCGUUCUAUCCGAAGUCCGCGCUGGCCGUUGACAUGUUUCCCCACACCACGCACACCGAGCUGGUCAUUCUGUUCGAGCGUGAGCCCAAGACAAAGGUGGCUGCUGAUGAUGCUGGUGAUGAGAAGACGCCGCCAGAGGAAGAGGCUGCCGAGUCAAAGUCUGAGGCAACCGCAGAAGCUACAAGCGAGGAGAACCCCGCAUCCGCAACGUGACGUGUCUGUUGCUUCGGGUCAACCGCGAUUCGCUCAGACGCCAAACACCACCCAGAUGCCUCAUUACCCCUUAUCUACAGCAAACCUAUAGCACAGCGAAGCUGGCAUCUAUCAUUGUCUCUCUUUGUGGC
This is a messenger RNA of Drosophila elegans, 2026 nucleotides long. RefSeq names its product tRNA (uracil-5-)-methyltransferase homolog A. Gene Ontology annotation, biological process: RNA processing. Gene Ontology annotation, molecular function: RNA binding; RNA methyltransferase activity. Lineage: Eukaryota; Metazoa; Arthropoda; Insecta; Diptera; Drosophilidae. The record is from RefSeq and is a predicted model, not a curated record. Bases 39 to 1895 code for a protein of 618 amino acids. The transcript is spliced from 4 exons.